UCAUUCGUUGAACAGCGCAUACGCAACAACAAUCCGGCAAUUUAUAAGCCGGACUUGCCCUUCAAACGACACUACUUCCGUGCUUGUAUUAGAGUUUACAUCUCAUUAUAUAAACAAAAAAAAAAUCAACAUGAGCAAAAUUGGAAUUAACGGUUUUGGACGUAUUGGACGUCUCGUCUUGAGAGCUUCCCUUGAACGUGGUGGACAGGUUGUUGCUAUCAAUGAUCCAUUCAUUGGUCUUGACUAUAUGGUCUACAUGUUCAAAUAUGACUCAACCCACGGUAAAUUCAAGGGAGAAGUUAAAGCUGAAGAUGGUAGUCUUGUUGUAAAUGGCAACAAAAUUGCUGUAUUCAGUGAACGUGACCCAAAAGCAAUUCCAUGGGGUAAAGCUGGUGCUGAAUAUGUUGUUGAAUCAACUGGUGUAUUCACCACAAUUGCUGCUGCAUCUGCUCAUUUGGAAGGUGGUGCUAAAAAAGUUAUCAUCUCAGCUCCAUCAGCUGAUGCACCAAUGUUUGUCUGUGGUGUUAAUCUUGAUGCUUAUGAACCAUCAAUGAAAGUUGUAUCAAAUGCAUCAUGCACAACUAACUGUCUUGCUCCACUUGCAAAGGUUGUUCAUGAUAACUUUGAAAUUGUUGAGGGUCUUAUGACAACUGUUCAUGCUACAACAGCAACUCAAAAAACAGUUGAUGGUCCAUCUGGUAAACUCUGGAGAGAUGGACGUGGUGCUGCCCAAAAUAUCAUUCCAGCAGCAACUGGUGCUGCUAAAGCCGUUGGCAAAGUCAUUCCAUCACUCAAUGGUAAAUUAACUGGUAUGGCAUUCCGUGUACCAGUUGCCAAUGUAUCAGUUGUUGAUUUGACUGUUCGUCUUGGUAAACCAGCAACAUAUGAUGCAAUUAAAGCUAAAGUUAAGGAAGCUGCUGCACCAGGUGGUCCACUUAAUGGUAUUUUAGGAUACACUGAAGAUGAUGUUGUAUCAUCUGAUUUUAUUGGUGAUACUCACUCAAGUAUUUUUGAUGCCAAAGCUGGAAUUCCACUUAACGAUCAAUUUGUUAAACUUAUCUCUUGGUACGACAAUGAAUUUGGUUACUCAAGCCGUGUUAUUGAUCUCAUCAAGUUCAUGCAAACCAAGGACCAAUAAAUUUAAAUUUAACUUCAACAAGAUCUUUCUUUUUUUUUUUUUAAUUUAGUGUUGGAGUAAUCCCCCACGUUUUUAAGUGUUUGAUAAUUUAAUUAAUAAUUUUUUUUUGGCUUAUUAUAGUCAAUAAAUAAUUUAAAAAAUUUAUCAAUGACACUCGAGACAAUAUCAUUAUUAACCAAAAC
Messenger RNA from Aphidius gifuensis, 1320 nucleotides. Its product is annotated as glyceraldehyde-3-phosphate dehydrogenase 2-like. Lineage: Eukaryota; Metazoa; Arthropoda; Insecta; Hymenoptera; Braconidae. The record is from RefSeq and is a predicted model, not a curated record. Gene Ontology annotation, biological process: glucose metabolic process. The transcript has 4 exons. The coding region runs from base 131 to 1138 and encodes 335 amino acids. Gene Ontology annotation, molecular function: oxidoreductase activity, acting on the aldehyde or oxo group of donors, NAD or NADP as acceptor; NAD binding; NADP binding.